Messenger RNA from Schistosoma bovis, 5846 nucleotides. NCBI's taxonomy places the organism in Eukaryota, Metazoa, Platyhelminthes, Trematoda, Strigeidida, Schistosomatidae. The record is from the annotation of a GenBank genome assembly.
CAUUAGCCUAAUAGAACCCUUCAAAGAAUCAGACGGGCUUAACUGUGAAAAUUUGUCUCACACACUAAGUUCUCAGAGAAAGGUCUACCUGUCAAUGUGAUAUUAGUUGAUGAACAUUGUCGUGAUCGCAAACAAAUUGGACAUUGUUUGUGAAGUAGUUGCCAACAUUUCGGAUUAGACGGAACGAAUUCCCACUUUGGGUUGUUGAGUGUUUUUGAUCCCACCGUUUUUGAUCUAACGUUAUAUCUGGCAAAUGAUAACGUUAAGGCAUAUUUGAUAAAAGUUCUGGAGUUUAGUAAGAUAUAAUCACACCCACAACUGAUAAAUCUUCCCGUUUAAUACCAGUAGUAAACUUUGGUGGCUAAAAUAUAUAACGUAUUGUGGUGAGUUGUGUACCAACUAAUGUAAAUAGCUUUUAAGUCGACCGAAAAGAUUUAAGAAAACUGGUUACAUAUUACUUAAUUUAAACGUGACUUCCAGUUAAAUACUGUGGAAUGAUUGAAAUGUUAUGUGAAUAGUUGUUAGGUUUGUACAGGUCAUUUAAACCUGUACUCUCUUUUUUAUGGCAAGUGACAUAGAUGGAUAAGUUCCUACCAAAGAAUCCAUAUUUGGCUUAAGAUUUAAGUCACUAUCCUGUCUGAAUUUUUCAUUGAAAUCGUAUGUCUUUGUAAGACCGUAAGUGAUCAUUGUCCUGAUUCGAUCAAAUGUAAUCAAAUAAAAAAGAUGUACCCAUAGUUUAUCAUUGGCACACCACCUCUAGGUCGGCGUUUCUGACCACUAUGUUAUUCUUGUAGUGUCAGAGCUAUGAAAGGUAAGCCUCAAUGUUCAAGUCGGACUUCUGGUUUAGAGCCUAGUAGAUCUUACUGAAGCGACCCAUCAAUCACAUUAUUUCAUAAUUUUUACUUUCAGCAAACGUCUGUCAUGUCAAACUAGUGUUUUGUUUGUUAACUGUAGGAAGGGUUAUGGGUCUGUUAUAAAUAACAAAAAAAUGGUGGUAAUCCCUUUGGCGUUUGAACACAUUCUUGAAAAGUAACUAAUUUGAACACAUAGAUCUCAACGAUUCAACGUCAGUCGUAAAGGAAAGACUGAAAAGAAUGAACAUGACUGAUUUGAACGGUGGUGCUAUCUGUGGUGUUUCAUCUCUGGUAGAAGGUCGGUUUGAGUGCAAAAAGCUUGUUUAGUUAUUUUCAGCUCAUUCCACUAGUUGUGUUGCAUGAUAUCUAGUUACCUAUGGAAUGUAUGUUUUAUUCUACAUGAACCACUGUAGUCACUCAUUCGGGGCAUAAAUAUUGUAGCUAGAAAAAGUGCUCAAUUUAUAAAUAUUCUUCAUUUUAUGUAGUUCUGCUAUCUCUAUUCAGGUUUUCCAGGACAAUGGUACUACUACUUUUAUCUAAUAGUACGCACAGUGGCUGAAUAGUUAUUAUUUUUCUUUUAUUUGUCUAAACGUAACUGUUGGUGCAAGGAGACACCAAAUAUAUAUGCACCACAUAAAUUCGAUUUGUGCUAGGGCUGAAAUACUACCCGGGUGUUUGAACUGAUGCAGCUGCUCAGUAAUAACAAUUAUAUGAUCACAGAGCGUCUUUUUAUCAUCGCUCUCACAUGGUAGUACUUUCUAAUGUGGAAUUUGUGGAAUCCGAAAGUAAUAAGAGUCCACUUAAUUUGACACAAAUUUGAUCUUGAUGGCACAUUUUUCACUUUGUUUUAAUGUACAUUUGACUAUUUAUUAUGUUUUCUACUUUUUGUCUAAUAUACUGUCCCUAAUAUUUUAUUUCUCUACUACCGUUGUCACAACAAUUAUUGUUUAUUGUUCAUAUGUCAUAGUUUUUCUCCCCUAUUUGUAAUGUGGAACAACAUAUCAAAUUCAUUAGAAGUAUUAUGUUUUUGCAUAAUGUGUAUGGGUCAUUUUCCCAAAAAAUUCCAUUUCUGAUUGAAUUUAGUUGUGACCACAUAGAAAAUUGAUAUUUUAGAGUUAAUGUUUUAAAGUUUUAAAACCCUGUGUCUCCUUUUUUAUUUAUUUAUAUUUUUUCGGAUAAAAACAACUACUCUACUUGUUCUGUUUAUAUUCAAGUCAGUUUAUUGUAAGCUUAUUAUUGCAAGUAAUUAUUCUGCACAAUGACCGUGGAUUCUGCGGUAACUAUUAUACCUAUUCUCCAACAAAAAUGUGACACUUUAAAAAGCAAGAUAGCAGAUUUCACUUUGGUUAAUCAGGCCUUACAAUUGAAAACUUAUCAACUAUUAAAUUUCAUCAAUCGUCACGAAGAUUUCUCUGGUUUAAUUACAAAAGAAUACGAUGAGGUUUCUAACGAUAUUAAUAUUGUUCAGUCAGCCAUAGAUAGGUAUACAUGUGAACUGGAAGAUUGGAAAUCGAAACUUGAUCAGUAUAUGAUGAUGGUGACAACUGUGGUGUUAAAUAACAGUACUAAUAGUACAACUAACGGUAGUAAUGUUAGUAAUCUUAAUAAUAAUAACAAUGGGGAUGACAGUAUCAAUUUGACAUUUGGGUCAACUAAAUUACCUAUUGUUGCGUCAUCUCAAUCUCCGUCUCUUCCAUCCGUGUUCUUAUCGUCAACGAACUCCCCAGUUCAACUAGAUAAUUCAUCUUUAGGAACUCUACAAAGUGUUAAUAAUAAAUUUUCUGAGUUUAAAUCAUCUCACCCAACAACAACAACAACAACAAAAUUACGUUUACGUGCACACUUUCCAAACAGUCAAUUUACAUUAGUUGAAAUUAAAUCUGGACAACAAAUCAAACAUGCUUUAGAAAAGAAAUUAUCACAUCGUGGUCUACACUUAGAACAGUUAAUUGUUUACCGAUCACGUACAGGUCUACCAGUUUCAUGGGAAGAUGACGCUGAACAAAUUGCUUUAAUUGGUGAAGAAUUAAUAGUUGAUUUUGCUCGACGAAACUUUAAACGUUUAGAACAUCAUUUUCAAAGAAAGACAUUUUUUGAAAAGGCUUAUUGUAAUCUAUGCCAUAAGUCUAUAUUCCAUGGUGCUAUAUGUAAAGCCUGUGGUUGCGCCUAUCAUAAUCGUUGUCUUCCGCGUGUCGAUAAGAAUUGCUUGUCCAAUUUAGAUGAUGAUGUUUUCUAUGUUGGUGAUCAACUAAGCAGUCGAAACUCUUUGGGUACUUCUAAUUCAUCUAUACACGGAUCAAAUUGGUUAGUUUCUUCAAAUGCAACACCAGGCUAUACACAUUUCUAUCAUUUUAAUCCUGAAGACCUAACAACAGUUCGUGUAUUGACUAAUUCUACUGGAGGUGGUUUCGAUAGUAAUAAUCUUCUAUUGAAUAGUCAAUAUCUUCCAACAUCUUUCGGAAGUGGAGGUGGACAUUUUCCUCGUCAGUGUUUGUCACUAACCUGUAGAGAACGUUCAUCGUCAACACCGAAUGUAUCGAACAAUUUAAUUCCACCAAAUCAACAGAAAAGUUUAUUCACUCCCAGUUCACUUGGAAAGCGAGAGGCAAAUAAAAUUAUUCAAGGAUCGCCUUUACACAUUGUAUAUCCGGUUACAAAUUAUAAUUAUACAACUGGUAAUGGAGUACCGGAAAGUCCAUCAAUUCCCAAUGAUGGUUGUUUUCUAUCAAAUUUAUCUAUACCAUAUAAUCAAAGAUCUGGCAGUGAUCCAAAACAAUCUAUCAAAGUAAAAAAUAGACGUGGUUCAAAUGAUGAAUGGGAGAUAAAUGGACAAGAAAUUACUAAAGGUCCAAGAAUCGGUUCUGGAUCAUUUGGUACUGUAUUUAAAGGUUAUUGGCAUGGAAAUGUUGCUAUUAAAGAAUUGAAUGUUGUUGAUCCUACACCACAACAAUUGAAAGCUUUCAAAAAUGAAGUCAGUGUAUUGAGAAAGACACGACAUGAAAAUAUUCUUUUAUUUAUGGGUUGUGUCUCUAAACCAUGUAUAGCUAUCAUCACUCAAUGGUGUGAAGGGUCCAGUUUGUAUAAACAUCUUCAUGUGUUAGAGCAUCGUUUUGAUGUUCCAGAACUAGUCGAUAUUGCCAAGCAAACAUCACAGGGAAUGGAUUAUUUACAUGCUAAGAAUAUAAUACAUCGUGACUUAAAGUCAAGUAAUAUAUUCUUACAUGAUCGUACUGUGAAAAUUGGCGAUUUUGGUUUGGCCACAGUAAAAAGUCGUUGGUGGAAUACUGGUUGUCAACAACCAACUGGAUCUAUAUUUUGGAUGGCUCCUGAAGUUAUUCGUAUGGAAGGUGAAACACCAUAUACUAAUCUUUCAGAUGUAUACGCAUAUGGUGUAGUGAUUUAUGAAUUGAUUACUGGUCAACUACCUUAUUCUCAUUAUAAUAAUCGUGAUCAAAUUUUAUUUCUUGUUGGUCGAGGUUUAUUAAAACCUGAUCUAACUGUAUGUCGUGCAGAUAUCCCUCAUCAAUUACAACGUUUAUCAUUAGAUUGUUGCAGUUUUCAACGUGAAAAUCGACCACCAUUCUCUCAGAUUUAUCCAUGUUUAGAUUCAUUAUAUCGUUCAUUACCAAAAUUACAUAAAUGUUCAUCAGAACCAAAUAUUAAUGGUAUUGUAUCACGUGGUAAUAUAGCAAUUGGAUCUUCAAACAAUGAACGUUUCGGUAUGGAUGAAUUUAAUGAUAAACGUAUUAUUUCUAAUAAAUCUGCUACAGUUACAACUAAUUAUUUAAGUUUAUCACCAAAAACACCAUUUAAUAAUAGUAAUAGUAAUAAUAACAAUAAUAAUAAUAAUGGUAAUACAAUAUCAUCAUCAAUUACAAAUGAAUUGUUUUUUACAAAUCGUAACUUAACCGAUACUACUACUAAUACUACUACUACUACUACUGCUAUGACAUCAAAUUCAUCAAAUAAUUUAGAUAAACAAUCUACAAAUACAACAAUAAACAAUGACCAUUUAUCAUCACCUCCUCCCCCACUUCAUCUUUCUGAUAAUAAUAAUAAUAAUAAUCAUACAGAAGAACAUGUUGAUCGUACACCAUCAUCAUCAUCUAUCAUACAUGAUACAUCCUCUAAUACUUCUUCACCCCCAUCACCAUCAUCAAUUGUAAACGAACGUACAAUAUUGAUUGUAGACAAUAAAAUUGUAUGAAAAAGAGAUUGAAUAUAAUUUAUGAUGAUAAAUAUUCUUUUUUCUUUUUAUUGUUUGUUUAUUAAUUUUCUUCUGAAAAAAAAGUUUUUUUAUUCUGUUUUUUCUUCUUUCUUUCGUUUGUUUGUUUGUUUGUUUUUUCUUAAUUGUUGUUAUUGAAUUAAUCAAAUUUUCUCUUUAUUAUCCAUUCAUAAUGAUGAUAAUUAAAUCAUUGAAAUAUUUAUGUUGUAUUUAACCAUUAGAUUGUAAACCCCUUUCAUGUUAUAUACACACGCACGCACAUACACAUAACAACAAUGAAAAAUUGUAUACAAAUAAACCGAUACACAUUAUUACAUGAUAAAUAAGUUAUAUGAUCCCCCCCCCUUUUCUUGUUUUUUUUGGACAGUUUUAUAAUUGUAUAAAGUUUUCCUCUUUAUUAUUUCUAUUCAUCGUUCUUAGUUGUCAUCUGUGAUAGGUAGUUGUUUUUUUUUGUACAGCUUACACUUUGCCCAUCCCCCAUAGAUAUGUAUGCUGCUUCUCAUAUGAUAAGAUUCUUUUCAUUGAUUUCAUGUUAUUGUUGUUGUUGUUGUUUUCUUCUCUCUUUCUUUCUGUUUAUAAAGUCUAACAAAACAACAUAGAUUCAUUUGGUUAUUUAUUUUCAUUUUUGGUCAUAGUGAUUUCAAGUUUAUUUUUGUUUUGUUUGUUUUUGUCAAAAAGAAAUAUUAUGAAUGAUUAUUGUUCCAUCAGUGUACUUUUCAAACGUUUUUUCUCUCUUGAUAUUCUCGCUUCACUUAUCUUGGAAGUCU